AUGUCCUUGGGAAAUUGCAAGAUCAUUUUCGCCCUCGACUUCCCUGUCAGCAAAGGCAAGAGUUUGCCCCGAGACUGGGAUGAUCAUUGGCAGUUUCCCCACCGCGUCAUCUCAAACUUUGAUCACCCUGGAUCUAUAGCCCGCCAGCAUAGAUCGUAUCACGACCACGAAGCUCCCGGGCAAAAAGUUCCAUCGAGUCUGAAGUAUCCGACCCUGUCGGCAUGGAUGGAAAGACAAGGCACCAAUCAGGCAAGGACCCCAAUGGAAAGAAGUAUGUCUCAUUGGCUCGCCGACCUCCAAAAUUCUGAAUAUGAAGCUUGUCAGGCGAGGAAAUAUGCUUUGGAUGGCGUUGGAUGCAGACCAAAGACUCCACUCAUCAUCCAGCAACUCAUCCGGCUGUUUUUUUGCCUCUCCGUGGCGAUUCUUACUAUCCCUUGA
This is a messenger RNA of Penicillium expansum, 438 nucleotides long. RefSeq lists its product as uncharacterized. The record is from RefSeq and is a predicted model, not a curated record. Lineage: Eukaryota; Fungi; Ascomycota; Eurotiomycetes; Eurotiales; Aspergillaceae. The transcript has a single exon. Bases 1 to 438 code for a protein of 145 amino acids.